This is a messenger RNA of Sphaerodactylus townsendi, 1419 nucleotides long. RefSeq names its product chromatin accessibility complex subunit 1 (gene CHRAC1). Gene Ontology annotation, molecular function: protein heterodimerization activity. The coding region runs from base 161 to 688 and encodes 175 amino acids. The transcript has 3 exons. Lineage: Eukaryota; Metazoa; Chordata; Lepidosauria; Squamata; Sphaerodactylidae. Gene Ontology annotation, cellular component: nucleus; CHRAC. The record is from RefSeq and is a predicted model, not a curated record.
UUAAUUCAACCCCUGUGGUCGCGUAUUUGGAACAGGGCUCCAAAGCUUUUAAGUUUUAUGAACACCUUCCCCUGCCGCAAGUGACGGUUGUUUUUUAUCGAAAGGCCUCAUGGGUUAGAAACGAAGCGAAUCGGCCUGUGGAGCGAGUGUCGCGCGAUGCAUGAUGGGACGGGUAGUCCGUUACCUCAUUGGGGCGCUGUACUGGGGCAGCGGUGGGAACUACGAAGCGUCACCGAGGGGGCGGUGCUUCUCGGGGGCGCCCCUCUCGGCCCGCAAAAUGGCGUCGGGACCGAGGGGAAGCGGCGGCGGCGGCGGCGGCGAAAGCCGGCUGGUGUCGCUGCCUCUCUCCCGGAUCCGAGUGAUCAUGAAGAGCUCGCCUGAGGUCUCCAGCAUCAACCCGGACGCCAUUUUCCUCACCGCCAAAGCCACGGAGUUGUUUGUUCAGUACUUAGCAACACAUUCCUACAAACACGGCCAAGGCAAGGAGAACAAAGCCUUAACCUACAGUGAUCUCUCCCACACAGCGGAGAAGUCAGAGACGUUUCAGUUCCUGGCAGAUAUCUUACCGAAGAAAAUCUUAGCUAGCAAAUAUCUGAAAAUGCUUGAGAGAGAGAAGGAGGGAGAGCUGGAGGAGGAGGAGGAAGAUGAAGAGGAUGAGGAAGAAAGUGAAAACGAAGAAACAUCUUGAGUGUGACAAGGCUGAAUCUACUGUGCAUUAACUUUGGAGACUCAUGCUCAGUUUCUCUACUGAUUGAAUAUCUGGCAAGUGGAUUCUCAAAGCACAGGAGCACUUACAACGUCUGCAACAACUAUUUUUGUAUACAAGAUGGAACUGACCUAAUAUACACAUCUGGCAUCUAAGCUAUAGUUCUUUGUUGGAUGCCUGCUAAAAAAAUGUGGAUUCGCUAUCCAGUGUGUACUGACCUUCCUUGUCUGCUCAUAUUGGGCAAUUUCCAGAGGUCAAGUGUCUGAAGAGUAUUUUUGUUUAUUUAAUGUGCCAGAAUUAUGGCUGUCCUUUCCUAUGAGCUAGGGAAGCAAGAACUUUUUGUCAAUCCCCUAGAAGGGAAAUAAUUCUGUGUAGUAGCCAUACAGACUAACAUGGUUCUGUCACAAUGUCAUUCGUGCUGCCUGGUCAGGUAUUAAAACAGGAAACUGGCUUUCCGUUACUGAUUUCUGAUAGUCGAGAGUGGUGCUUAAAUGAGGACAAGUAGCAACUCACAGUCUCGUGUAAAUAUGUAUAUUUCCGAGGGUCAGUCACUAGAUUUAAGUAAAUACUGACUGGAAUAUUUUUGCUUUAGGAAAUGUGCAGUAAGAGUCAUUACCAUGUGAAACAGCAUAUUUUUUAAACGGUGAGAUUUGUGGAACCUUGAAUACAUUCUGUGUGAAACAAGUUUUAUAAAACAGACAAAUGGUAAAUUU